Aureobasidium melanogenum CBS 110374 is the source of this 2397-nucleotide messenger RNA. RefSeq lists its product as uncharacterized. The record is from RefSeq and is a predicted model, not a curated record. NCBI's taxonomy places the organism in Eukaryota, Fungi, Ascomycota, Dothideomycetes, Dothideales, Saccotheciaceae. Gene Ontology annotation, molecular function: protein binding. The coding region runs from base 1 to 2397 and encodes 798 amino acids. The transcript is spliced from 2 exons.
AUGUAUCCAUCGAUCCAUUCAUCACCGAGACUAGAGCUUCGUCCCAAACAUCUCAAAGCCGAGCACGCAAUCAUGGACGCCAAUCGACUUGUGCACAAAGGAGAUUACUCGGCUGCGCUCAAAUUGUUUAACAGACUGCUCGAUGAAAGAUACCACCCAGCUUAUUUUCUCAACCGCGCCUUGUGUUACAUCGCCGUGGAUCAGCCACAUCUUGCUGUCAACGACGCUCUCAGAGCGUAUAUGAUGGCUCAGUCUGUCAUCGAUGCUGCUCGGAGCCAAGAGGAGGUGAACGACAAUAUCCGAAGAAUCGACGCCGAUGUCCUCACCUACACUGAUGAUUGUACCGAUGCGUUGUCUCGCAAAGAAAAAUGGUGCAUGGCACCGUCAACAGUGUUUAAUCACAAGCAUCGAAAUUUCAAGCUCGCGAGAAUGACGCUUGUCGAGGAAGACUUCGAAGAUAAAGAGGCUGGGAAGAAGACUUCCACCCCACCUAUCUACGAUCUGAAGUACAAGGCCUUGUUCCGUUUGGUUGAUGCUCUCUCCAGAUGUGGGCGUGGCCCAUCGUACAACGCUCUACAUCUUCUGGGCGAUGUUCUCAUGUUGAAUGCCUCUGGCGCAACCAAGAAAUCUUUUCAGCCCUUUGUCAACCGAGAACUAGAGGCGCUCGCCAAACACGUACAAGACAGGCUGCUUGUGGAUGUCAUUGAAGGCAAGGUGUCGAAAGCAGCUUUACAGUUGACGCAGACAGGCUUCUGCUCCCUGAACAGCAAUCAGUAUGGAUUUGCUGAACGCCCUAUCAACUACAAUAUCCUCAACAACUGCAUAUUGACGAUAGACUCCAACUCGAUCAUCCAAUACGAGUAUAAGUUCGGCAUGCCUGCAUCGCUAGUGGCUGCCCAAGAUGUUUUCAAGGGGAUGAUACUGUUCACUGAAAGACUUCCUUUCGUGGUCUCUACAGCAAACACUCCAGACCAAUCAGAACUUGCAACGAUCUGUGAUGCUUGUGGUACAGAUUUGCAGAUGCUAUCACCGUUCGUUCUUCGCGUCCUCUCGGAAGAACUGAAGCAGGCAGAGGCCGAGGAGGCCGAGAAAAAGAGGGUACGAGCAGCGAGAAAAGGGGCUCGUGCCAGACGUUCUCCAGCCCCCAGCCGCAGAAUCGCAGUUGACACUCCAACGGGCGAGAAUCAACCAAGUUCAGACAAGGACAAAGACGAAACAAUGACUCUCAGUAUCGAACAAGUCGACGACGACGAUGACUGGAAUUCGGAACCGUCGAGCGGUGCGACUGACACAUCUUCGGCAAACACAACCCCCGAUACUCCACUUCGAGGCAGAAUAACAUCAAGACCUGGUAUCUUCGAGACAUCAGAUGUUCAAAUCUGCCGCUAUGGUGUGGAGAAACAACGCGAGAAUUUCUCUUUCUGCUCAGUUGAUUGCUACGACUUGGCAAAGGCAACGUACCAUGACAGCAUCUGUGGGUCUCACAUCGAAGAUUACCUGCGCAAGUCGAUAAUCCAGGUGGAGGCUCCUGGACUUCCAAACAUCGGCACCCAGAAGCUUGUUCUGCUGCUCUUGGUCCGUAUCCUUGGGUGGGCGUAUGGCACAUCGACUGACCCACUGGAUUUGCCUGUCGUCCAAAUGCUCACGGCAUCACCUCGUCAUCCGUCUUUAGAGAAUGACCCAUCAAUCCCAUGGUCUUUCCAUAACAACGUCAUGCGGCCGUAUCAGAUGUAUCAGGCUAUGGAUGGCCGUGGAGAUUCUCCCAAGUCAGUCAUCAACCCCGAUUACUCCGAUGGCACCGUAAUCAACACUAUCAUCGGUCUCAUUCAGCGUCACAUGAUCGUCGACGACCAGAUUAUUUGGACCAAGACUUACGACGAGGAUGGCUACCACGAGCAGACUUAUCCUUACUCGGACAAGAAAGAUGCUAAGGAGAUUGAGGGCACCAUGUUUGGACGCCUACAUCCUUUGUGUGAUCUUGUUCCUCUAGCUCUUCGUCCCUCAGAAGCAAAUGUCGAGCUUGUUGACUUAGGCGGCGGUCAGAUUGCUUGCUUACCUUUACCUCCCACACAUCUUGAUGAUGAUGACUCUGAUUUGUGCAUCAAGAAAGGUGCUCGUCUAUUACUUCGCAACGCAGCUCCUCGUCUCGCCACUGGAGACGAACGGGCAACUUAUGCUCAGGUGGAAGAUUAUGGUGAGGGAGGCACAAUGAUGGAUGUGGAACAAGACGAUGGUGUUCUCGAAGACCACAGUAGCGAUGAGGAACUUCAAACUGAAGAGCAGGAAGAAGAGUUCAGUGGCUACGUCGAUGAGGAGACAUAUGGGGCAGAUGAUGACUAUAUGGCUGAUGCCGAAUGGGAUGUUGACGAGGACGACGAGGAGAUGAUGAACUUCUAG